AUGCCUGAGCUUAGAAGAAAUCGCGCAAGGUUAGCGCGAAAUCAACAAGAAGAGAAGCAAACAGACCCUCCGGUUGCGAGAAAUCAGGGGAAGACCCGUGCUGCUAAAGAAGCGAAGAAGAGACCAAGGACAAGGUUGGAAGCGAAAAGGUUGAAACAGAAGGAAGAAGAAGGUAAUAAGAAUAGCAGUCUUAGAGUUAAGGAAGAGGAGGAGAAAAAGAAGGAAGAGGAGGGUAAACAGGUAAUUUUGAUAUCAGAGAGUGAUAAGAAAGGGAAGAAUUUGGUAGUUCAUAUCGAAGAAGAAGAGAAAGCUGAAAGAGUGAAAGUUGCAAUGGCUGAUGAUAGCGGAGGUUUAAGUGCUAAUAAAGCUGGCGGGCAAGAAGAGGAGGGAAGUACUGCUCCUUUCCCUGAUAAGGUUCAAGUGGGAGGGUCACCUUUAUAUAAGAUAGAAAGGAAGUUGGGGAAAGGUGGUUUUGGUCAGGUGUUCGUUGGUCGUCGUGCUAAUGGUGGAAAUGAACGCGCGACAGGUUCUGGGGCCUUGGAGGUGGCUUUGAAAUUUGAGCACAGAAACAGCAAAGGCUGUAAUUAUGGGCCCCCGUAUGAAUGGCAAGUUUACAACACGCUCGGUGGCAGUCAUGGAGUGCCGAGGGUGCACUAUAAAGGAAGGCAAGGAGAUUAUUAUGUAAUGGUUAUGGACAUGUUGGGCCCUAGUCUCUGGGAUGUAUGGAAUUCUUCUGGGCAGGCGAUGUCCUCGGAAAUGGUAGCUUGUAUUGCAGCCGAGUCUCUUUCAAUUUUAGAGAAGAUGCACUCAAGAGGCUACGUGCAUGGAGAUGUAAAGCCUGAAAACUUUUUACUUGGUCAGCCAGCUACAGCUCAAGAGAAGAAGUUAUUUCUUGUUGACCUUGGAUUAGCAACAAAGUGGAAAGACAGCGGUACUGGACAGCAUGUUGAAUACGAUCAGCGCCCUGAUAUGUUUAGGGGAACUGUUCGAUAUGCUAGUGUUCAUGCGCAUUUAGGAAGAACUGCCAGUAGGCGAGAUGAUCUUGAAUCUCUUGCUUAUACGCUCAUCUUCCUUCACAAAGGAAGAUUGCCAUGGCAAGGCUAUCAGGGUGACAACAAAUCCUUCUUGGUUUGCAAAAAGAAAAUGGCAACGUCUCCAGAGAUCCUGUGCUGCUUCUGUCCUCCUGCUCUUAGACAGUUUCUUGAAAUCGUGGUGAAUAUGAAAUUUGACGAGGAGCCCAACUAUUCCAAAUUAAUCUCUUUGUUUGAGAGCUUGAUAGGACCAAAUCCAGCUAUCAGGCCAAUAAACACUGAUGGUGCUCAAAAGAUCAUUUGUCAAGUUGGUCAAAAACGUGGUAGGCUGAAUAUUGAGGAAGAAGAUGAUGGGCAACCUAAGAAGAAGGUCCGUCUUGGAGUCCCUGCUACGCAAUGGAUUUCUAUUUACAAUGCUAAGCCACCAAUGAAACAGAGGUACCAUUAUAAUGUCGCUGAUGCAAGGUUGGGUCAACACGUGGAGAGAGGAAUUGCCGAUGGUUUGCUUAUAAGUUGUGUGGCAUCUUCUUCCAAUCUUUGGGCAUUAAUCAUGGAUGCUGGAACUAAUUUUACAAGCCAAGUUUAUGAACUGUCACCGUUUUUCUUACACAAGGAAUGGAUAAUGGAACAAUGGGAGAAGAACUAUUACAUCAGCUCUAUUGCGGGUUCAAACAAUGGAAGCUCCCUUGUGGUCAUGUCCAAAGGCACCCAAUACACUCAGCAGUCUUACAAAGUAAGUGAUUCUUUUCCCUUCAAGUGGAUAAACAAGAAGUGGAGAGAAGGAUUUUAUGUGACAUCAAUGGCGACUGCUGGAACCCGCUGGGGUGUUGUCAUGUCACGCAAUGCAGGCUUUAGUGAUCAGGUUGUGGAGCUUGAUUUUCUUUAUCCAAGUGAGGGCAUUCACAGAAGGUGGGAUACUGGUUUUAGAAUUACGUCAACUGCUGCAACUUUUGAUCAAGCUGCUCUCAUCUUGAGUGUCCCAAAGCGCAAACCAGGAGAUGAAACCCAGGAAACUUUACGCACAUCUCAAUUUCCAAGCACUCAUGUUAAGGAAAAGUGGGCGAAGAACCUCUAUCUUGCAUGUUUGUGCUAUGGGAGGACUGUUUCUUGA
Messenger RNA from Dovyalis caffra, 2142 nucleotides. Lineage: Eukaryota; Viridiplantae; Streptophyta; Magnoliopsida; Malpighiales; Salicaceae. The record is from the annotation of a GenBank genome assembly.